AUGUUGGAGGAAUCUGUAAGGCGUAUGUCCGGUCUUUCACCGACACCCAGGUCGGGGUCACGCUCAGAUACCAGCGUGGUUGGUCCAAGGAAAAAAACAGAACAAAAGGCUCAAUUGUUGGGGAAGAUGACACUUGGCGAUGGACUUAUUUGCGUGGACUUUCUCUCAGGGCCUAAUAUUUUGGCAAUUGGAAGUACAAAGGCUGUUCAUCUUGUGGAAGUGACGCCGAUGAAUCUUCCCAGUCAGGCAGCGGGGGCGGAUGUUUCCUAUACGCCACAUUUGGCGUCCGUUUCCUUUGCGAUGCGCUCAUGUGGCAUGUUUGGUAACGUGGCAAAGGUGGAAGCCCUUGCGUGGUAUCCAAACCGAAAUGAGGCGGUCCUUGCCAUUCUGCAGCUCAGUCGCAGCGUAACGGUGCU
Messenger RNA from Trypanosoma cruzi, 416 nucleotides. RefSeq lists its product as uncharacterized. Lineage: Eukaryota; Euglenozoa; Kinetoplastea; Trypanosomatida; Trypanosomatidae. The record is from RefSeq and is a predicted model, not a curated record. The transcript has a single exon. The annotation marks the transcript as partial.